Molecule: messenger RNA, 2196 nt
Organism: Ceraceosorus guamensis
Lineage: Eukaryota; Fungi; Basidiomycota; Exobasidiomycetes; Ceraceosorales; Ceraceosoraceae
Exons: 2
Coding region: 1-2196 (731 amino acids)
Biological process (GO): nuclear envelope organization
Cellular component (GO): nuclear envelope
Molecular function (GO): protein-membrane adaptor activity
Source: RefSeq, a predicted model, not a curated record
AUGUCUUCCCGAGCGCGUCAGAACACGCGAGAGUCUGUUAGCAACUCUGGUGCCAGCAGCUCCAUGUCACCCUCUCGCACCUCACCUCGCAACAGAGCGGUGCCUGUCAACGAGCGCAGACCCAACCAGCUCAAUGGCAGCUACGGCGCGCCUACAAGCACGACGCUGCCUGAGCGAAGCUUUCAAAGGAGACGGCAGAAUGGCUUGCUCACUCACCAAUCCAAACAGCCCACCAUUCCCAGCUCUGUGGAGCCGGACAGCGACGACGAAGCCUUCAACUCAUCCAAGACUCCCGGUGAUGCUUUGCCAUCCCAAAACGCCGUAGGUGCGCGCGUAUCAGGGGUGGAUGCGUACAGGGGGAGUGCGAGCGGAAGCACCGCAUCUGCUGCUACUCCAAAAAAGGCCGCCUACAAAGCUCCCAAGCUGCACUCUCACUUUUUGGAGCCGCCGGACGAUGGCAGUCAAAGUCGCAGCCGCAGCCGCAGCACGCGAAGCGACAGUCUGGUCAUCGAUGCGGUCAAUGGCUCGUGGAAUGAGGAGCGAGAGAUGCAGGAUCAGAAUCGAAGCAUCAGCACUACUCUAGAGAUCUCUGCAGAAGCCAAGCCUCGCACGCCUGGCUCCCCACCGCCCACUUCGAGCACGAGCAAGAUGAACACGUAUCUGCUCUUUGCCAUCCUAGCCCUCUUGGCUGCCUACAUCCUCACACCGGACUCCAUGAUGCGCCGGAUCGUGCCGGGAAGCGCAAACUUACCCAAAAUCAUGCCAGACAAUUUCGAAAAGCUCUUUUCAGACCUGCACGGCCAGGUUCAGAAGCACGACAAGCGUUUGGGCGUGGUGGAGAAGAGCACGCGACAGUACUCGAGCCAGCUGGAGUUGGUGGAGCGCAAGCUGGAAGCGGCGCAUCAAGUGCGACAAAAGGAGAGCCAGGCGAUCGGAGAUUGGCGAGCGCAGUCGGACAAGCGCAUGAAUCGUUUGGAAGAUGCAAACGACAGGUACAGCAAGCGCGCUCAGCAGGCCAUCGGAGACCUCAUCCAGCUGGCAGAAAAGCUGCCAGUGCAGAUGCCUGUGCGCGUACAGGCAGACGGCGAGUACCGGAUCGAUCCAUUGUUCUGGAAGACCUUGCAGGGUGCAGUGGAUGCCUCCAGCAAAUUGCAAGAACAGGAGGGAGCAGCAUCUCCAGCCAUCUCGUGGGACGACUUUUAUCGCUCCAACGAGCAAGUCAUCUCCAAGCAGCUGCGCAACAUCGUCAGGCAGACCCACGACAGCAGGGAGGGUCGAGAGUCGUUGCGACUCGUCAGUCGCGAAGCGUUCACAGAGCUGGUGCAUCAAGAGAUCGAAAAGGCCAAGGCCGGACUGGAGAAGCAGUUCAACGACAACGCAGCAGGUUUGCAGACGGAGAUCCUGGCCAAGGUGCGCAGCCAAGAAGAAAUGUACGAGCGCAGCGGCUCGUGGAGCCCCUUUCGAAAGGGCCAAAAGUCGGAUGUGGAUGGCGACGAAAAGGUCUCUGCUUCCGCCGUCAGCUCCAUGAUCGACGCGGCGCUCGAGCGCUACGCUGCAGACCGAGUGGGAAGGACGGACUUUGCAUUGCGCUGGACGGGUGGAAGAAUCAUCCCGCAGAUCACGUCCGGUUCGAUGCGACCACGAAGCACCCUGUCAAAGAUGCUGCCGGGCUUUCUGGGAGGUCGUAGCAGCCAGCUCUUGCACUCUCCUGCCGUCGUCAUUCAUCAUGACAACGCACCAGGUCAAUGCUGGGCUUUUGCGGGCGACACUGCCCAGCUCGGCAUCCGCCUAGCCAAGCCAGUCGUCGUCACGGACGUGUCCGUCGACCACUUGCCUCAGCCCGUCGCGCUACACAUGAACGAAGCUCCAAAGGACAUCGUUGUGUGGGGCCUAAUUCGAGACAAGCACGAUGUUCGACGAUUGGAAGAGUAUCGCAAGGAGCAAGCUUCGGAUCCGGACAAGCUGAGCGAUACGCCCAAGCCCACGCCACCUACUCCCAACCACAUUCACUUGGCAAGCGUCACCUACGACGCUACGCCCGGUUCGAGAUCGGUUCAGAACUUUGAAGCGUCGGAAGAACAAAAGGCGCUCAGACUCGCAAUUGUCGAUACGCAGUGGAACUUUCUUUCGAAUUGGGGCGACAAGAGAAGGACGUGUGUGUAUCGCGUCCGAGUUCACGGCGAGGUUGCCGUUUGA